AACGAUUUUGUUACGUCAGAGUGUUAGUUUUAGAGAUCAUUUUGAAAGUGAGGGACUUAAUAACAGAUGCCCAUACUUCGGUACUUUGAACAAUUACCAACAUUGAUCCGUAUUCCUUUCUACUUUUUGUUUCGCUGAAAGUCUUCCGUAUGGUAUCAUAUAAAAUGUAUCAAUACUGGGCGAUUUGUAUCAUACUUCUUUUUGUAACACACCAAACAACUACAAACAAGAUGUGUCUUAAAAUCGUGAUAAUUGCUGGUCUAAUAGCCGUAGCAUCUGCUACCGAGAUGGCGGACAAGAGAAGUGCGUCCUGGGACUUAGUCACCUCGUCCGGAUGGAACCCAGCCAGUGGUGGCAACGGAAUACCCGCCACGCUGGUCAUAAAUAGCGGCGGCAACGGUGGUUGGUCAUCCGACUCCAGUAGCGAAGUGGCGGGCGCGGUGGCGGCGGCUAAGGCUGCAGCUGGCGCGGUGAGGGCGGCGCAACAGCAGGUAGCAGCUGCCAAGCAUGCCGCGUUGCACCAGCAGGAACUUGCUGGCGCCAAGGAGGCAGCAGCUGCGCAUGCCGCGCAUAAAAGCGAGGAAGCAUCAAGACGAGCACGUGCGCGUGCGCUUGAAGCCGCGCAGUCCGCAGUGCAUGCGCAGGCGCGUCUCGCAGCGGCCAAGGCCCGCGCCGCAGCUGCGCAGAGGAUCGCCGCCGCAAGGGAGGCGGAGGCGGCCAAAGCUAUACAACAAGCCGCUCACACACAAGCUGCUAGGCUUCAGAACGCUGAUAUAGAAUCACUGAAAUUGUCAGUGCUACAAAGUUCAGGGGCCGCGGGCGCAGCCGGCGCAGCGCAGCACGCAGCGACAUCAGCCGCCGCGGCCUUACGUCCUGAUAACCAAGGCUGGAACCCACAGGGUUGGCAGCCUAGUGCCAACUCCUGGGACUGGUGAAAUGAUACAACGAAGAAUACAACGAAUUAAUAAUAUAAUUUUAA
This is a messenger RNA of Papilio xuthus (Asian swallowtail), 979 nucleotides long. RefSeq names its product translation initiation factor IF-2. NCBI's taxonomy places the organism in Eukaryota, Metazoa, Arthropoda, Insecta, Lepidoptera, Papilionidae. The record is from RefSeq and is a predicted model, not a curated record. The coding region runs from base 150 to 935 and encodes 261 amino acids. The transcript is spliced from 5 exons.